GGGAGGCACGGCUUAAGCAUUAGGCAUUAUGCAUAACUUCAUAAUGACCCCUGUCAAAGCCCCCCCCCCCCCCCCCCCCAUCUAUCCAGCCUCGUUAAUUAAAUAGUCUACGCCAUCUUACGCUGCAUAGGUUUGUCUCGAGACCUGCAUUUUCUUGCAGGACAGGAUAUUCGCUUCGGAGCGUCUGCUGGCAGCGGUAUUUAUGGAUGGACGCGAGGACGUGAUCGGCCGGGACCGAAAGCGCAUUGCGAUACAGAGAAAAAGAUAGGGACUCGCGUGAGAUAACUAAAACACAAGCUGUGGAGGAAACAAUGUUAGUGCGUUCCAGACGCUGUUGCUUAGUUUCAAGAAGGCCGACCACAGAGUUUCAUAAAUCGGGCCGACCAGCCUGCAACACGACAAUUUCUUGCCAGCGGUGCUGUCAACCGGAGAAGGGGAUACCGUCGUGGUACGUGACUCAAACCCAGCCUGAGCUAUAUUCAUCCCGGAGACCUGGGCCCCUAGAGCCGUACCCCGCCCGUCCGAGCAACAAAUUCAUCGUAAUAUCAACUCUAUAAAUCAUAGAGCUGCGGAGAAAGGCUGUGUUGUCACAGUUUCUCCCCUUUCCUCUCCGUUGCACCUCUGCGCCAAAGCCCUCCUGGUCUCGCCUCAGUGGAGGAGCAGAAUCGAGAGUGACUCACAUUGUUGCGGCAUUGAAAAAGUCUCUGAAAUCUUUGAGUGCUUUCCGGUCCCUGUUCCUGUCUGUGUGGUCGGAGACGGGAGGGCUGGGCCUGAAGGACUUGUGACUGUUCAGGGAAGCAGGGAGGAGCUACACACCGUCUUACAGGAGUCACUCACCUCAUGACAGAACAAUCCCACGCACCACUUAGCAACCUCAACCUUGAACGUGCAACAAGGUCCAUCCCUCCAAUAAGGUCUUUGUGGCUCGGCGGUCAACAACCCUGAAGAUUAUCUCCCUGACGACGAACAAGGCUGAGGGUUACCCAGACACUGUCUGGGGACUUCUGUAGCCGCGGCAAGCAUUUCCUGUCUACUUAGCUAGCUUUGGCCCCUCCCCCCCUCCUGCUUUGGCCCCUCCUCCCCUCCUGCUUUGGCUCCUCCCCCAACUCAUACUUUAGCCCCUCCCCUCCUUCCUGUUUUGGUCCCUCGCCCGCCGCCACCAUGCGCCCCUCCCUCGCCACGGCCGUCCUCCCCAGGACGCGGCAGCACAACACCCCCACACUCGCCGUGGGGCGGGAACACCUGUCGGCGCCGCGGCGACGCAGCCCGCACCUCAGACACACCCUCAGCCCCGACAACCUGCGCAGCCUGGCGGAAAGGGGCGGGGCCUCCACAGACUCCACCUCCCUGGUGGGCGGACCCAUGGGGCUGCCUCGUGCCAACAGCGACACCGACCUGGUGACCUCACAGAGCCGGUCGUCACUGACGGCGUCCACGCUGGAGUUCACCCUGAACCGAGGACAGAACCUGGUCAUCUCCUGGGACAUCAAGGAGGAAGUGGACGCCACUGACUGGAUCGGGCUCUACCACAUCGACGAGACCAGCCCGUCCAACGUGUGGGACUGUAAGAACCGAGGGGUGAACGGGACUCAGAGGGGCCAGAUCGUCUGGAGGCUGGAACCAGGACCCUACUUCAUGGAGCCUGAGACCAAGAUCUGUUUCAAGUACUACCAUGGUGUCAGUGGAGGCCUGAGAGCAACAACCCCCUGCAUCACUGUGAAGAACCCCGGAGUACAGGUGGAUGCUGAGGGGCAGGCAGGGACAGACCAUCCUCGUAAACUGAUCAGCUUCACUUUGACGGAUCUGCGUGCGUUGGGUCUGAAGAAGGGCAUGUUCUUUAACCCGGACCCCUACCUAAAGAUGUCCAUUCACCCAGGCAAGCGCAGUGGAUUCCCCACCUUCAGCCACCAUGGGCAGGAGAGACGCUCCGCCAUCAUCUCCAACACCACCAACCCUGUCUGGCACAAAGAGAAGUAUACUUUUGUAGCGUUGGUGACAGAUAUUCUCUACAUCGAGGUGAAGGACAAGUUUGCUAAAAGUCGACCAAUAAUCAAGCGCUUCCUUGGUCAGCUGACCAUCCCUGUACAGAGACUGCUGGAGAAGAUACCUGGGGUCCAGCCUGUGAGCUUCUCUCUGUGUCGACGGCUUCCCACGGAGCACGUAAGCGGUCAGAUGCAGUUCAGGAUGGAGCUCACCUCCACUGGACCGGACGGAGCGUCUCCUGACUCCAUCAUUGGUGUCUCCACCCUGAACGGAGCUCCAGGAACCCCAUCCGACGACGAGGACCUUCCCCACCACCUCCCCAUCGUGUCAGCGGGCCCCUCUCCCACCGGCUCCCAGGGGUCUGGGGGCCCUUGGGAGGGCGGGGCCUCCGCAGAGCUGGACGGGGCCGAGGGCGGGCUGACGUACAGGGAGGCGUCUUCUGGGUCCUACCUCCUGCAGCGUUCGCUCAGCGAGGGCCUGGACGCCAUUGAGGCUCCCAAGGGCCCCGGCGAGCGUCCCCUGGGCGCCGCCUCGCCCAAGCUGCGCUCCAGCUUCCCCACGCACACGCGCCUCAGCGCCAUGCUGCACAUCGACUCUGACGAGGACGACGAGCGGUCGGGGCCCAAUGACAUCACCCCUGUACCUGGCUCUCCUCUCCUGUUCAACGGGGCCACGCCCGGACAAGACAGCCACGACGAAGACCCCUUCCCAGAGCUCCCCUCGGAGCUGGGGGACGCAGUGGGGCUGGGGGAGGGGGUGGGGGCGGAGGGGGGGGUUUCAGAGAUGGAGCUGGCUCCGGAGUUUGAGGCUGAGGUGGACCUAGAGGACGCGUCUGAACCUGACGUGUUCUCAGAAGUGGAUGAAGCUCCCUUCUCGGAAGCCGUGUCCCACAGUCUCUUGCCUGACAGUCUGGAGGGGCAGGAGGGGGAGAGGGGGCAAGGCCCC
Osmerus eperlanus (European smelt) is the source of this 2928-nucleotide messenger RNA. RefSeq names its product HECT, C2 and WW domain containing E3 ubiquitin protein ligase 2a (gene hecw2a). The annotation marks the transcript as partial. The record is from RefSeq and is a predicted model, not a curated record. The transcript is spliced from 9 exons. NCBI's taxonomy places the organism in Eukaryota, Metazoa, Chordata, Actinopteri, Osmeriformes, Osmeridae.